Messenger RNA from Rangifer tarandus platyrhynchus (Svalbard reindeer), 9690 nucleotides. The record is from the annotation of a GenBank genome assembly. Lineage: Eukaryota; Metazoa; Chordata; Mammalia; Artiodactyla; Cervidae.
AUGCCCCUGCUCUUGGCCAGCCUUGCCCAGGCCUUCCUGGCCUCCAGGGCAGUGCUGCCGGGGCUGCCAGGGAACUGCCUGAGAGCCUGCGGCUCAGCCGAGCUCUCUGAAGGGGCAGGGGGCAGGAACAGCCGUGUGCUCAAGACGUAUGCCAACUUUCCAGAAGCACCUCAGGAGGAGGCUUCUCUCAGCAAUAGGCUCAAGACGUAUUCCAACUUUCCAGAAGCACCUCAGGAGGAGGCUUCUCUCAGCAAUAGGCUCAAGACGUAUGCCAACUUUCCAGAAGCAUCUCAGGAGGAGGCUUCUCUCAGCAAUAGGCUCAAGACGUAUGCCAACUUUCCAGAAGCAUCUCAGGAGGAGGCUUCUCUCAGCAAUAGGCUCAAGACGUAUGCCAACUUUCCAGAAGCACCUCAGGAAGAGGCUUCUCUCAGCAAUAGGCUCAAGACGUAUGCCAACUUUCCAGAAGCAUCUCAGGAGGAGGCUUCUCUCAGCAAUAGGCUCAAGACGUAUGCCAACUUUCCAGAAGCACCUCAGGAAGAGGCUUCUCUCAGCAAUAGGCUCAAGACGUAUGCCAACUUUCCAGAAGCAUCUCAGGAGGAGGCUUCUCUCAGCAAUAGGCUCAAGACGUAUGCCAACUUUCCAGAAGCAUCUCAGGAGGAGGCUUCUCUCAGCAAUAGGCUCAAGACGUAUGCCAACUUUCCAGAAGCACCUCAGGAGGAGGCUUCUCUCAGCAAUAGGCUCAAGACGUAUGCCAACUUUCCAGAAACAUCUCAGGAGGAGGCUUCUCUCAGCAAUAGGCUCAAGACGUAUGCCAACUUUCCAGAAGCAUCUCAGGAGGAGGCUUCUCUCAGCAAUAGGCUCAAGACGUAUGCCAACUUUCCAGAAGCAUCUCAGGAGGAGGCUUCUCUCAGCAAUAGGCUCAAGACGUAUGCCAACUUUCCAGAAGCACCUCAGGAGGAGGCUUCUCUCAGCAAUAGGCUCAAGACGUAUGCCAACUUUCCAGAAACAUCUCAGGAGGAGGCUUCUCUCAGCAAUAGGCUCAAGACGUAUGCCAACUUUCCAGAAGCAUCUCAGGAGGAGGCUUCUCUCAGCAAUAGGCUCAAGACGUAUGCCAACUUUCCAGAAGCAUCUCAGGAGGAGGCUUCUCUCAGCAAUAGGCUCAAGACGUAUGCCAACUUUCCAGAAGCACCUCAGGAAGAGGCUUCUCUCAGCAAUAGGCUCAAGACGUAUGCCAACUUUCCAGAAGCACCUCAGGAGGAGGCUUCUCUCAGCAGAAGGCUCAAGACGUAUGCCAACUUUCCAGAAGCACCUCAGGAGGAGGCUUCUCUCAGCAGAAGGCUCAAGACGUAUGCCAACUUUCCAGAAGCACCUCAGGAAGAGGCUUCUCUCAGCAAUAGGCUCAAGACGUAUGCCAACUUUCCAGAAGCAUCUCAGGAGGAGGCUUCUCUCAGCAAUAGGCUCAAGACGUAUGCCAACUUUCCAGAAGCAUCUCAGGAGGAGGCUUCUCUCAGCAAUAGGCUCAAGACGUAUGCCAACUUUCCAGAAGCACCUCAGGAAGAGGCUUCUCUCAGCAAUAGGCUCAAGACGUAUGCCAACUUUCCAGAAGCAUCUCAGGAGGAGGCUUCUCUCAGCAAUAGGCUCAAGACGUAUGCCAACUUUCCAGAAGCAUCUCAGGAGGAGGCUUCUCUCAGCAAUAGGCUCAAGACGUAUGCCAACUUUCCAGAAGCACCUCAGGAGGAGGCUUCUCUCAGCAAUAGGCUCAAGACGUAUGCCAACUUUCCAGAAACAUCUCAGGAGGAGGCUUCUCUCAGCAAUAGGCUCAAGACGUAUGCCAACUUUCCAGAAGCAUCUCAGGAGGAGGCUUCUCUCAGCAAUAGGCUCAAGACGUAUGCUAACUUUCCAGAAGCAUCUCAGGAGGAGGCUUCUCUCAGCAAUAGGCUCAAGACGUAUGCCAACUUUCCAGAAGCACCUCAGGAGGAGGCUUCUCUCAGCAAUAGGCUCAAGACGUAUGCCAACUUUCCAGAAACAUCUCAGGAGGAGGCUUCUCUCAGCAAUAGGCUCAAGACGUAUGCCAACUUUCCAGAAGCAUCUCAGGAGGAGGCUUCUCUCAGCAAUAGGCUCAAGACGUAUGCCAACUUUCCAGAAGCAUCUCAGGAGGAGGCUUCUCUCAGCAAUAGGCUCAAGACGUAUGCUAACUUUCCAGAAGCAUCUCAGGAGGAGGCUUCUCUCAGCAAUAGGCUCAAGACGUAUGCCAACUUUCCAGAAGCACCUCAGGAGGAGGCUUCUCUCAGCAAUAGGCUCAAGACGUAUGCCAACUUUCCAGAAACAUCUCAGGAGGAGGCUUCUCUCAGCAAUAGGCUCAAGACGUAUGCCAACUUUCCAGAAGCAUCUCAGGAGGAGGCUUCUCUCAGCAAUAGGCUCAAGACGUAUGCUAACUUUCCAGAAGCAUCUCAGGAGGAGGCUUCUCUCAGCAAUAGGCUCAAGACGUAUGCCAACUUUCCAGAAGCACCUCAGGAGGAGGCUUCUCUCAGCAAUAGGCUCAAGACGUAUGCCAACUUUCCAGAAACAUCUCAGGAGGAGGCUUCUCUCAGCAAUAGGCUCAAGACGUAUGCCAACUUUCCAGAAGCAUCUCAGGAGGAGGCUUCUCUCAGCAAUAGGCUCAAGACGUAUGCCAACUUUCCAGAAGCAUCUCAGGAGGAGGCUUCUCUCAGCAAUAGGCUCAAGACGUAUGCCAACUUUCCAGAAGCACCUCAGGAGGAGGCUUCUCUCAGCAAUAGGCUCAAGACGUAUGCCAACUUUCCAGAAGCAUCUCAGGAGGAGGCUUCUCUCAGCAAUAGGCUCAAGACGUAUGCCAACUUUCCAGAAGCACCUCAGGAGGAGGCUUCUCUCAGCAAUAGGCUCAAGACGUAUGCCAACUUUCCAGAAACAUCUCAGGAGGAGGCUUCUCUCAGCAAUAGGCUCAAGACGUAUGCCAACUUUCCAGAAGCAUCUCAGGAGGAGGCUUCUCUCAGCAAUAGGCUCAAGACGUAUGCCAACUUUCCAGAAGCAUCUCAGGAGGAGGCUUCUCUCAGCAAUAGGCUCAAGACGUAUGCCAACUUUCCAGAAGCAUCUCAGGAGGAGGCUUCUCUCAGCAAUAGGCACAAGACGUAUGCCAACUUUCCAGAAGCACCUCAGGAGGAGGCUUCUCUCAGCAAUAGGCUCAAGACGUAUGCCAACUUUCCAGAAACAUCUCAGGAGGAGGCUUCUCUCAGCAAUAGGCUCAAGACGUAUGCCAACUUUCCAGAAGCAUCUCAGGAGGAGGCUUCUCUCAGCAAUAGGCUCAAGACGUAUGCUAACUUUCCAGAAGCAUCUCAGGAGGAGGCUUCUCUCAGCAAUAGGCUCAAGACGUAUGCCAACUUUCCAGAAGCACCUCAGGAGGAGGCUUCUCUCAGCAAUAGGCUCAAGACGUAUGCCAACUUUCCAGAAACAUCUCAGGAGGAGGCUUCUCUCAGCAAUAGGCUCAAGACGUAUGCUAACUUUCCAGAAGCAUCUCAGGAGGAGGCUUCUCUCAGCAAUAGGCUCAAGACGUAUGCCAACUUUCCAGAAGCACCUCAGGAGGAGGCUUCUCUCAGCAAUAGGCUCAAGACGUAUGCCAACUUUCCAGAAACAUCUCAGGAGGAGGCUUCUCUCAGCAAUAGGCUCAAGACGUAUGCCAACUUUCCAGAAGCAUCUCAGGAGGAGGCUUCUCUCAGCAAUAGGCUCAAGACGUAUGCCAACUUUCCAGAAGCAUCUCAGGAGGAGGCUUCUCUCAGCAAUAGGCUCAAGACGUAUGCUAACUUUCCAGAAGCAUCUCAGGAGGAGGCUUCUCUCAGCAAUAGGCUCAAGACGUAUGCCAACUUUCCAGAAGCACCUCAGGAGGAGGCUUCUCUCAGCAAUAGGCUCAAGACGUAUGCCAACUUUCCAGAAACAUCUCAGGAGGAGGCUUCUCUCAGCAAUAGGCUCAAGACGUAUGCCAACUUUCCAGAAGCAUCUCAGGAGGAGGCUUCUCUCAGCAAUAGGCUCAAGACGUAUGCUAACUUUCCAGAAGCAUCUCAGGAGGAGGCUUCUCUCAGCAAUAGGCUCAAGACGUAUGCCAACUUUCCAGAAGCACCUCAGGAGGAGGCUUCUCUCAGCAAUAGGCUCAAGACGUAUGCCAACUUUCCAGAAACAUCUCAGGAGGAGGCUUCUCUCAGCAAUAGGCUCAAGACGUAUGCCAACUUUCCAGAAGCAUCUCAGGAGGAGGCUUCUCUCAGCAAUAGGCUCAAGACGUAUGCCAACUUUCCAGAAGCAUCUCAGGAGGAGGCUUCUCUCAGCAAUAGGCUCAAGACGUAUGCCAACUUUCCAGAAGCACCUCAGGAGGAGGCUUCUCUCAGCAAUAGGCUCAAGACGUAUGCCAACUUUCCAGAAGCAUCUCAGGAGGAGGCUUCUCUCAGCAAUAGGCUCAAGACGUAUGCCAACUUUCCAGAAGCACCUCAGGAGGAGGCUUCUCUCAGCAAUAGGCUCAAGACGUAUGCCAACUUUCCAGAAACAUCUCAGGAGGAGGCUUCUCUCAGCAAUAGGCUCAAGACGUAUGCCAACUUUCCAGAAGCAUCUCAGGAGGAGGCUUCUCUCAGCAAUAGGCUCAAGACGUAUGCCAACUUUCCAGAAGCAUCUCAGGAGGAGGCUUCUCUCAGCAAUAGGCUCAAGACGUAUGCCAACUUUCCAGAAGCAUCUCAGGAGGAGGCUUCUCUCAGCAAUAGGCUCAAGACGUAUGCCAACUUUCCAGAAGCAUCUCAGGAGGAGGCUUCUCUCAGCAAUAGGCUCAAGACGUAUGCCAACUUUCCAGAAGCAUCUCAGGAGGAGGCUUCUCUCAGCAAUAGGCUCAAGACGUAUGCCAACUUUCCAGAAGCAUCUCAGGAGGAGGCUUCUCUCAGCAAUAGGCUCAAGACGUAUUCCAACUUUCCAGAAGCACCUCAGGAGGAGGCUUCUCUCAGCAAUAGGCUCAAGACGUAUGCCAUCUUUCCAGAAGCACCUCAGGAGGAGGCUUGUCUCAGCAAUAGGCUCAAGACGUAUGCCAACUUUCCAGAAGCACCUCAGGAGGAGGCUUCUCUCAGCAAUAGGCUCAAGACGUAUGCCAACUUUCCAGAAGCACCUCAGGAGGAGGCUUCUCUCAGCAAUAGGCUCAAGACGUAUUCCAACUUUCCAGAAGCACCUCAGGAGGAGGCUUCUCUCAGCAAUAGGCUCAAGACGUAUGCCAACUUUCCAGAAGCACCUCAGGAGGAGGCUUCUCUCAGCAAUAGGCUCAAGACGUAUGCCAACUUUCCAGAAGCACCUCAGGAGGAGGCUUCUCUCAGCAAUAGGCUCAAGACGUAUGCCAACUUUCCAGAAGCACCUCAGGAGGAGGCUUCUCUCAGCAAUAGGCUCAAGACGUAUGCCAACUUUCCAGAAGCACCUCAGGAGGAGGCUUCUCUCAGCAAUAGGCUCAAGACGUAUGCCAACUUUCCAGAAGCACCGCAGGAGGAGGCUUCUCUCAGCAAUAGGCUCAAGACGUAUGCCAACUUUCCAGAAGCACCUCAGGAGGAGGCUUCUCUCAGCAAUAGGCUCAAGACGUAUGCCAACUUUCCAGAAGCACCUCAGGAGGAGGCUUCUCUCAGCAAUAGGCUCAAGACGUAUGCCAACUUUCCAGAAGCACCUCAGGAGGAGGCUUCUCUCAGCAAUAGGCUCAAGACGUAUGCCAACUUUCCAGAAGCACCUCAGGAGGAGGCUUCUCUCAGCAAUAGGCUCAAGACGUAUGCCACCUUUCCAGAAGCACCUCAGGAGGAGGCUUCUCUCAGCAAUAGGCUCAAGACGUAUGCCAACUUUCCAGAAGGACCUCAGGAGGAGGCUUCUCUCAGCAAUAGGCUCAAGACGUAUGCCACCUUUCCAGAAGCACCUCAGGAGGAGGCUUCUCUCAGCAAUAGGCUCAAGACGUAUGCCAACUUUCCAGAAGCACCUCAGGAGGAGGCUUCUCUCUGCAAUAGGCUCAAGACGUAUGCCACCUUUCCAGAAGCACCUCAGGAGGAGGCUUCUCUCAGCAAUAGGCUCAAGACGUAUGCCAACUUUCCAGAAGCACCUCAGGAGGAGGCUUCUCUCAGCAAUAGGCUCAAGACGUAUGUCAACUUUCCAGAAGCACCUCAGGAGGAGGCUUCUCUCAGCAAUAGGCUCAACACGUAUGCCAACUUUCCAGAAGCACCUCAGGAGGAGGCUUCUCUCAGCAAUAGGCUCAACACGUAUGCCAACUUUCCAGAAGCACCUCAGGAGGAGGCUUCUCUCAGCAAUAGGCUCAAGACGUAUGCCAACUUUCCAGAAGCACCUCAGGAGGAGGCUUCUCUCAGCAAUAGGCUCAAGACGUAUGCCACCUUUCCAGAAGCACCUCAGGAGGAGGCUUCUCUCAGCAAUAGGCUCAACACGUAUGCCAACUUUCCAGAAGCACCUCAGGAGGAGGCUUCUCUCAGCAAUAGGCUCAAGACGUAUGCCAACUUCCCAGAAGCACCUCAGGAGGAGGCUUCUCUCAGCAAUAGGCUCAAGACGUAUGCCAACUUUCCAGAAGCACCUCAGGAGGAGGCUUCUCUCAGCAAUAGGCUCAAGACGUAUGCCACCUUUCCAGAAGCACCUCAGGAGGAGGCUUCUCUCAGCAAUAGGCUCAAGACGUAUGCCACCUUUCCAGAAGCACCUCAGGAGGAGGCUUCUCUCAGCAAUAGGCUCAAGACGUAUGCCACCUUUCCAGAAGCACCUCAGGAGGAGGCUUCUCUCAGCAAUAGGCUCAAGACGUAUGCCACCUUUCCAGAAGCACCUCAGGAGGAGGCUUCUCUCAGCAAUAGGCUCAAGACGUAUGCCACCUUUCCAGAAGCACCUCAGGAGGAGGCUUCUCUCAGCAAUAGGCUCAAGACGUAUGCCACCUUUCCAGAAGCACCUCAGGAGGAGGAUUCUCUCAGCAAUAGGCUCAAGACGUAUGCCACCUUUCCAGAAGCACCUCAGGAGGAGGCUUCUCUCAGCAAUAGGCUCAAGACGUAUGCCACCUUUCCAGAAGCACCUCAGGAGGAGGCUUCUCUCAGCAAUAGGCUCAAGACGUAUGCCACCUUUCCAGAAGCACCUCAGGAGGAGUCUUCUCUCAGCAAUAGGCUCAAGACGUAUGCCACCUUUCCAGAAGCACCUCAGGAGGAGGCUUCUCUCAGCAAUAGGCUCAAGACGUAUGCCACCUUUCCAGAAGCACCUCAGGAGGAGGCUUCUCUCAGCAAUAGGCUCAAGACGUAUGCCACCUUUCCAGAAGCACCUCAGGAGGAGGCUUCUCUCAGCAAUAGGCUCAAGACGUAUGCCACCUUUCCAGAAGCACCUCAGGAGGAGGCUUCUCUCAGCAAUAGGCUCAAGACGUAUGCCAAAUUUCCAGAAGCACCUCAGGAGGAGGCUUCUCUCAGCAAUAGGCUCAAGACGUAUGCCACCUUUCCAGAAGCACCUCAGGAGGAGGCUUCUCUCAGCAAUAGGCUCAAGACGUAUGCCACCUUUCCAGAAGCACCUCAGGAGGAGGCUUCUCUCAGCAAUAGGCUCAAGACGUAUGCCACCUUUCCAGAAGCACCUCAGGACGAGGCUUCUCUCAGCAAUAGGCUCAAGACGUAUGCCAACUUUCCAGAAGCACCUCAGGAGGAGGCUUCUCUUAGCAAUAGGCUCAAGACGUAUGCCACCUUUCCAGAAGCACCUCAGGAGGAGGCUUCUCUCAGCAAUAGGCUCAAGACGUAUGCCACCUUUCCAGAAGCACCUCAGGAGGAGGCUUCUCUCAGCAAUAGGCUCAAGACGUAUGCCACCUUUCCAGAAGCACCUCAGGAGGAGGCUUCUCUCAGCAAUAGGCUCAAGACGUAUGCCAACUUUCCAGAAGCACCUCAGGAGGAGGCUUCUCUUAGCAAUAGGCUCAAGACGUAUGCCAACUUUCCAGAAGCACCUCAGGAGGAGGCUUCUCUCAGCAAUAGGCUCAAGACGUAUGCCAACUUUCCAGAAGCACCUCAGGAGGAGGCUUCUCUCAGCAAUAGGCUCAAGACGUAUGCCAACUUUCCAGAAGCACCUCAGGAGGAGGCUUCUCUCAGCAAUAGGCUCAAGACGUAUGCCAACUUUCCAGAAGCACCUCAGGAGGAGGCUUCUCUCAGCAAUAGGCUCAAGACGUAUGCCAACUUUCCACAAGCACCUCAGGAGGAGGCUUCUCUCAGCAAUAGGCUCAAGACGUAUGCCAACUUUCCAGAAGCACCUCAGGAGGAGGCUUCUCUCAGCAAUAGGCUCAAGACCUAUGCCACCUUUCCAGAAGCACCUCAGGAGGAGGCUUCUCUCAGCAAUAGGCUCAAGACGUAUGCCACCUUUCCAGAAGCACCUCAGGAGGAGGCUUCUCUCAGCAAUAGGCUCAAGACGUAUGCCACCUUUCCAGAAGCACCUCAGGAGGAGGCUUCUCUCAGCAAUAGGCUCAAGACGUAUGCCACCUUUCCAGAAGCACCUCAGGAGGAGGCUUCUCUCAGCAAUAGGCUCAAGACGUAUGCCACCUUUCCAGAAGCACCUCAGGAGGAGGCUUCUCUCAGCAAUAGGCUCAAGACGUAUGCCACCUUUCCAGAAGCACCUCAGGAGGAGGCUUCUCUCAGCAAUAGGCUCAAGACGUAUGCCACCUUUCCAGAAGCACCUCAGGAGGAGGCUUCUCUCAGCAAUAGGCUCAAGACGUAUGCCACCUUUCCAGAAGCACCUCAGGAGGAGGCUUCUCUCAGCAAUAGGCUCAAGACGUAUGCCACCUUUCCAGAAGCACCUCAGGAGGAGGCUUCUCUCAGCAAUAGGCUCAAGACGUAUGCCACCUUUCCAGAAGCACCUCAGGAGGAGGCUUCUCUCAGCAAUAGGCUCAAGACGUAUGCCAACUUUCCAGAAGCACCUCAGGAGGAGGCUUCUCUCAGCAAUAGGCUCAAGACGUAUGCCACCUUUCCAGAAGCACCUCAGGAGGAGGCUUCUCUCAGCAAUAGGCUCAAGACGUAUGCCACCUUUCCAGAAGCACCUCAGGAGGAGGCUUCUCUCAGCAAUAGGCUCAAGACGUAUGCCAACUUUCCAGAAGCACCUCAGGAGGAGGCUUCUCUCAGCAAUAGGCUCAAGACGUAUGCCACCUUUCCAGAAGCACCUCAGGAGGAGGCUUCUCUCAGCAAUAGGCUCAAGACGUAUGCCACCUUUCCAGAAGCACCUCAGGAGGAGGCUUCUCUCAGCAAUAGGCUCAAGACGUAUGCCACCUUUCCAGAAGCACCUCAGGAGGAGGCUUCUCUCAGCAAUAGGCUCAAGACGUAUGCCACCUUUCCAGAAGCACCUCAGGAGGAGGCUUCUCUCAGCAAUAGGCUCAAGACGUAUGCCACCUUUCCAGAAGCACCUCAGGAGGAGGCUUCUCUCAGCAAUAGGCUCAAGACGUAUGCCACCUUUCCAGAAGCACCUCAGGAGGAGGCUUCUCUCAGCAAUAGGCUCAAGACGUAUGCCACCUUUCCAGAAGCACCUCAGGAGGAGGCUUCUCUCAGCAAUAGGAAUCCCAAAAUCCCUGUGGCUAAUGGAAAGGGUCCUUGGGUGCCCUGGCUCACCUCGAGAAGCGUCCCUUUUGCCCUGCCAAGCCUCGAAGAGAUUGCUGACGUGUCCCUCGUUACUAGACAGGAGUCCUGA